Molecule: messenger RNA, 1047 nt
Organism: Ctenocephalides felis (cat flea)
Lineage: Eukaryota; Metazoa; Arthropoda; Insecta; Siphonaptera; Pulicidae
Product: SAP domain-containing ribonucleoprotein-like
Exons: 7
Coding region: 172-948 (258 amino acids)
Biological process (GO): poly(A)+ mRNA export from nucleus
Cellular component (GO): nucleus
Source: RefSeq, a predicted model, not a curated record
GUAGCUCUCUUGCUCUCUGUGUUGAUCAACAAGAAUUUGUGAUCACCCUGCUUUUUUGUUGAAAACGAAAACCCUUUGAAAACUAUAUAUGAAAUUUAGCAAUUUGAUCGAAUUCUGGUCUUGUUAUCUCUUAAUGCAAAGCAAAAUAGCUUAUUUACAUAACCUAUUAAAAUGUCUGAUUUAAUCGAUAGCAGCUCAACUGAUCUCUCUAAACUAAAGGUUGCAGAUUUAAAAAAAGAGCUGAAAUCAAAGGGAUUAAGCACAAAUGGAAAUAAGAACGAAUUGAUAGAAAGACUCAAAGAUUCUUUAACUAAUAAUGAUCUUGAUAUAGCAGAUGCCAAGUCUGAUGUUUUGGCAGAUUCAGCUAUAUUAGACGAAGAUGUAUUGAAUGAUGACGAACUGGAGGAUAAAGAAGAUGUUGAUACAACUCCUCCAAUUGAAAAUACAAUCACAUUAAAAAGAACACAUGAUAUGAUUGAAGAAAAACAUGAAGAAACUGACAUCAAGGAUAAUACCGUAGAAGUUGAAACAACUGUUGAAAAACUUACAUCGGAAGAACCGAGGAAAAUAAUCAAACUAGGCUCAUAUUCUGAUAAAGAGCGUCUAGAGAUGCGUGCAAAGAAAUUUGGGACACAAUUACCAUCUGAUAUGAAGAAAGAAUUACGGGCACAAAGAUUUGGGCUGAACAAUUCUAAGUCAAUAGCAAAGAGUGAGGAUGCAACCCUUGAAGUUUUAAAAAAGCGAGCGGAGAGGUUUGGAAGCUCCGUUUCGAAGAAACUUUCGGAGGCCGAGGCUAAAGAAAAGCUUGAGAAAAGGAAAGAACGAUUCGGUUCAAUUCAGAAUACUAAUGUAACAACAUCAUCAACUGAUGUUAAAAUAAAGCCUACAAUGACAAAUGCUGAAAAAGCCCAGCUACGAUUGAAGAGAUUCAAUAUGGGAGUCAAGUAAAAACAAUAUCUUUUUUUUGUAAAUUGUUUAACAUCAGAAAAUAUAUGUAUUAUUAGUUUUUUUUUUAAAUAUCGAACGACGUUUUUUAAAAUCCCAACU